This is a messenger RNA of Cephus cinctus (wheat stem sawfly), 4941 nucleotides long. Its product is annotated as polycomb protein Sfmbt. The transcript has 10 exons. Bases 260 to 3151 code for a protein of 963 amino acids. Gene Ontology annotation, cellular component: nucleus. The record is from RefSeq and is a predicted model, not a curated record. Gene Ontology annotation, molecular function: zinc ion binding. Lineage: Eukaryota; Metazoa; Arthropoda; Insecta; Hymenoptera; Cephidae. Gene Ontology annotation, biological process: regulation of DNA-templated transcription; heterochromatin formation.
UGUGGAAUAGGGUCGGCCCUGCUGAAAAGGCUGCCGUGGAGGGGGCGAAGCGAAUAGGCCUACCGCCGAAUGUUUUGCCCUAUUGUUCGGUGAUGUCGCGGAAAACGAUGCUUUUCGUGUAAUAUCCCAGCCGAAGACGAGAGCCUUCAUGAUAAUGUUCUUCGUGUCAAUCGGGAUGGAGUAUCCACUACGUGAGAAACGCCGACUACGGUAAUACCGGGUGAUAAGCGCUGAGAAGAUUCACGGGGAACCCUUUGUCAUGGACAUGCAGGCUCCCAAUGGAAUGGAUAUUUCUCUGAAUACAGUGUAUACAUCCAUCCCUGGAAUACCUGAGCUGGGGAUGGUAUGGAUGGGGGACAUGAUGAUGCAUGGAGAACCAGCACAUGAGCUCAUGCUGGAUCCCCGCCAAGCAGAGAGUCCUUUCUUUUCUCAUGGCUCUCAUUCAUUUGAGGAUCUGCGAAAUCAUCAUAUCGCACCUACAACUAUGGUGCGCUAUCUCCCACCACAAUUUACUGCAGAAUGUUCUGAACCUGAUGAAGCUAUGGAAGCAGUAGAUGCUCAAGAUAUCCAAAAUGAAUAUGAUCCACAGUCCGAGGGACAAGAAAUGAGCGAAUAUUUGACACUAGAAGACUAUAUGGCGGAUGAAGAACGUGAACAAGUCGUAAGCAAUGCAGCGACGCAAACCACUCAGGACAAUCGUAAUCGAAAGAUUAAACCCAUAAAGCAUCCUGGCCUUGUCUUAAAAACGCCCAUCGCUUAUCAGCCGCAUACUGACCUCAACUUUAUCCCUAUUCGCAAGGAUGGUAUCGCUGUUUGCGAGAAAUGCGGUGCGAUUGGCGUAAAACAUGCGUUCUACACGAAGGAGCGACGGUUCUGUAGCAGAGCUUGCGCACGUUCCUCGGAACAUACCGCUCCGACAGCAGAUUCGACUUAUAGUCCAUCUCAUCAAUCGGAGCAGCCAGCAAUAGGCAACCCUACGUCACCAGUCAAUGUAAAGCCAGCUACGACCGAAGAAACACUGAAGGAAGAGGUUGCAGAAUUAAAGGAUGUAGAGAAGGAAAAGGAAAAGGAGAAAAUUAUAGCAGAACCAGUAAUGCCUGAAGAUUUACCUGUAAGAAGAAAGCGUACUGCAGAAAUGGCAGGAUCUUAUGAUUGGACUCCGCAGCUAACAGAACCUGGUUUCUGCGCGGCACCAGUAUCGUGCUUCAAACACGUGCCAAUAUCUGAGAUCUGGGAUAACAUAACUGUGGGUAUGAAAGUGGAAGUCGAAAAUACGGAUUGCGAUGAAGUUUGUGAGGCUUUUCCUGAUUCAUUUUGGGUCGCUACGGUACUUCGCAUUUCUGGGUAUAGGGCAUUAUUGAGGUAUGAGGGUUUUGGACAUAACGCGGAUAAAGAUUUUUGGGUUUCACUAUGUUCCAAUGACAUUCACCCUGUGGGUUGGUGCGCUACCAUUGGGAAACCUCUUAUACCGCCUAACACGAUUGCCAACAAGUACAAAGAUUGGAAAGAUUUUCUAAUGAGACGGUUAACUGGAGCGAGAACACUGCCCACCAAUUUCUAUAAUAAGGUUAAUGACAGUAUGAAAUCUCGUUUUCGGUGUGGCCUCCAUCUGGAGGUAGUGGACAAAAACAGAAUCUCACAGGUGAAGGUGGCGACAAUACAGAAGAUUGUCGGGAAACGUUUGCAUGUGAGAUACUAUGACUCUCCGCCUGAAGAUAAUGGAUUUUGGUGUCAUGAGGAUUCCCCGUUGAUACAUCCUGUUGGAUGGGCAAGAAGAGUUGGUCAAACUUUGGACGCAUAUCCAGAAUAUAUGGACCGUGUCACACAUGCGAAACUCUGCGAGGAUGAUGCUGUCGAUGGACUCUUUUUUGUGAUGAAAAAUCAUCAUUCUCAUCAAGGUUAUACCUUCAGGGAAGGAAUGAAGAUAGAAGCUAUUGAUCCACUCAACUUAUCAGCUAUUUGUGCUGCUACUGUUAUGCAAGUUCUCAAGGAGGAGUAUAUUAUGAUUCGCAUCGACAGCUAUGAUGAGGAUGCCAGUGGAGCUGAUUGGUUCUGUUAUCAUUCCUGUUCGCCCUGUAUCUUUCCCAUUGGAUUUUGCUCUCAACAUGGCUUACCUCUUACACCUCCAAAAGGGUACGAUCCAACGGCAUUCACGUGGGACGCUUAUUUAGCAGAGACAAACACAAUACCAGCUCCGGUACAACUCUUUAAUAGGGAAAUCCCACAGCAUGGAUUCAUUGAAGGGAUGAGACUCGAAGCUGCUGAUUUAAUGGAUCCAAGAUUAGUUUGUGUAGCCACGAUUACCAGGGUGAUCGGCAGGUUACUCAGGGUGCACUUCGAUGGUUGGGAAGACGAAUAUGAUCAAUGGUUAGAUUGCCAAAGUCCUGACAUCUAUCCGGUUGGAUGGUGCGAUCUUGUCGAUCACAAGUUAGAAGGGCCCCGUGUACUCACUAAAAACACUAGUCCUACCGUAAAAUCACCAAGAGGCCUUAAACGUAAAGCUAAGCGGAAACCGAAGAAAGGAGGCAAGAUAUCUUGCGUCAAAAACAUUCUACCUCGACACAGCGAACGUGUUAGUGCAGCUCGCGAUCGAGAACGUGAGCUGGAACCUGCUCAGGGUACCAAGAUAGAAAGAGAACGAGAUCUGGAAAGUCUGCCGGAACAAGGUGGUCGGGAACCGGAACCUGCAGAGGAACCUGCCGGACCUGAUCAAACUCUACCUAGUCCGACAACUGGCCAGGGUCAAGCACAGAGUGAAGCCCAAAGUGAAGUUCAAAGGCCUCCCCUUCCUAAGGAGAGAACCGCUACUUCGUACAUUAAUGCGACUUCUGCCAGUGGAAAGUAUAUCCCGAGGUUAGCCGACGGUCUACAAAAGAGUUCAGACUCCGGCGAGCUAGUACCAGCCGAAUGGAAUGUCUUUGACGUAGCGCAAUUUCUACGUGUGAAUGACUGUGCGACUUACUGUGACAAUUUUAGCAAACGCAAAAUAGAUGGGAAGACCUUGCUGAUUCUGACCAAGGACCAAAUCAUAGACCUAACCGGCUUCAAAGUCGGGCCAUCUUUAAAAAUAUACGAUCUAAUCCAACAACUAAAAAUCAAAGUGAAUCCAGCUCAGGAAAGGUUGAAACUAGGACUGAAAAAAUUAUUAUAACAAAGCUAGAAAAUAGCGUAUAUCCUUCGAUAAGUUCCCACAUCGCGUAGAUUAAACAUGGAUUUACAGGUAAGGCGCGUGAGUGCGGAUGCAAUGGGGGCAAGCACAUUUUGCUAAUUACAUUUUUCUUGUAUGAUUCAUGGGGUCUCACUACUUUUUUCUUUGCAUACAGAAAUGUCUCGACCUUACGUUAAGUACUACAAUAAUUCAUUAAACCGCAGUUAUAUCUAUGUGCAAUUGAUGAGCGAAAUAUUUAUAAUUGCAUUUUAUUGCGAUGUAACUUUUCAAAGUAACUUUUUUUUUUAUCGCAACACGAUUUGUUCGUUCUGAGAAAUGAAAUACGUUUCCUUAUACGUCUGAGAAAUAAGCUAAAAAUAUGGUUUGGAGUAGUCCGUCAAAAAAAGCGAAACUUAGAACGAACGUAUCGUCUCAUAACUCUGCUUGAACGCAGUCUUGUCUGUGAUUAGAAAGUAAUUUUUCAAAAUAACAGUCAAGUAUUAAUUCUUAAAUACAUUAGAAGUUAUCCGAAAACUUUUUUGUCUCUUUCUCUCUUUCUCUCUCUCUCUCUCUCUCUCUCUCUCUCUCUAUUCUUCACAUGAUUUCAAUGAAUUUAACUAGAUUGUGGUUUACAUAUAUUUAUAAUCGCGUAAAAGAAUUUCUUUAACAAUAUAAUACAAUUAACUCUCUAGCGAGAUGGCCAUUAUAUGUAAAUCCAUGCUUUAUAAAACACCGAGCGAUAUGCAGAUACGCCGGCUACACUUUUAAUUCGCGAAAUUUCCAAGAAAACUCGGUAUCCGCAACACGAAAAGUGUUGUCAUGAAAUUGAUACGAUAAGUACUUGCAAGAAAAUAGAAAAAGAGUAAGAGAUAAGAGGAGGUCAAAAGAAUCCCAAGAGAAUAUCUGUAAAUAGUUAAGAAAGUUAAAGUGAUCUUCCAUGAUCCUGUAAAUAUUAAAUGUAAUAUGAUAUUAGAUGCAGCCACUUUCUUGGCAGUUUAGGUAGGCAGUUCUGCGUUCUACGAGAAAGAGAACAAUUAAUCGAAAAACGGCCGGUACGUUUGUAUAUCGUGCGGUGUAUACCAGCGUAGCUUAGUCACCGGUACAGUGAAUCAAACCAGUAAAAAAAAGUUCAAUCACAACUCUGCUUUUGGGUCUUCAAAUAGUAUUUUAAUGGUACAGGCUGAAUGAAGUUACAUCAUUAUUCAUUUUCAAUUCUUUAUUAUUUUGUAAUGUUGAAAGUGACUCUGAUGACAUUGACACUUUAUGUAUUCUAUUUGUUUACGCUGGAAACAAAUUUUUAUUCAAAUGUCAAAUCACUAAAUUUCCUUAUAUAUUGUUCGUGGCAAAAUUAUUUGAAGACUCCAGCAUUGGAGUUUUAUUGGCUCGAAACACCAACAGUAAUGCGCCAUGUCCAAUGCAUCAUUAUAAUUGAUGAAAGUAUUUGUUGAGCUGCUCUGAAAUUCAGAUUACUCAAACGAGGAGACAUUGAGUCGCGUCAUUGCAAUGAUAACAAUUUUUAAAUGUUAACAAUUAAAAAACGCCUAAUUUUUUUCGUUUGUCAGAUAAAGCAAUAAUGUAUGAAAAUGUAAAAAAAAUAACAGAGCGAUGAGAGCUGAAUUUCAGAAUACCGUAAACACUCAUGAUGACUUGGUACAUGGCGAAUUGUCGCAAAAAUAGUGUAAAUGUAAAUCUAGAUUAAUUAGGUUAAUUUAGUUGCAUUUAGGAUUCAUCCUGGAGCGGUUACUAUUUUUCACGAAAAAAAAGAAACAAGAUAGCCGCAUUGUUGCGGCAGG